Messenger RNA from Xenia sp. Carnegie-2017, 2170 nucleotides. RefSeq names its product acetyl-coenzyme A transporter 1-like. Gene Ontology annotation, molecular function: acetyl-CoA transmembrane transporter activity. Lineage: Eukaryota; Metazoa; Cnidaria; Anthozoa; Malacalcyonacea; Xeniidae. The transcript is spliced from 6 exons. Gene Ontology annotation, cellular component: membrane. The record is from RefSeq and is a predicted model, not a curated record. Bases 428 to 1972 code for a protein of 514 amino acids.
AAAACUUCAUUUUGUUAUAUUCUGGAAACAGCUGCUUCAGUCCUUUUUGCAGACUCUAUACUCAUUUCUGGUGUCAAGUUUAGUACCAUGAUUUAAAAACCAGUCUUGCCAUUGCAAAGUGUAAAAUAAUAAGAUUAUCAUAAUAUCCGCAAACCAUUUUAAUUAUGAAAAAUAUUAUAAUUUAUUCAUAAUUACUGUGAUUGAUAAAUAUAUUCUAUACAUGCCACAAUAAAACUUCGACACGUUUUUCAAAUUUCGAAGUUGUCGUGCUUGGUACUAUUUUGUUAAUCAAAUCUUGUAUGACUUUUUUCACAAAGAAAUAAUAAAAUUAGAAUUAAUAUAAAAACUGAUUACAACAAAGUUGAGUUUUUUAAACCAUUUGAAUUGACGUAAUUUCUAUAGUGUGUUAAUUACUGUUCAUUUUACUAUGGCUAUUUCACGGCGUGCAAUAAUAUCACCAGAAGAUGAACCCGACGGCUUAGAAGAGAAUCAUGUUGUAAGGAAAGAAGAAAGUAUGAAAACAGACCGCGGAAGUAUUGCACUCUUAUUGCUGUUAUACGUUUUACAAGGGAUGCCAUUAGGUUUGACUGGAAGCAUACCCUUGAUUCUUCAAACAAAACAUGUAGCAUACAAAGAUCAAGCUGUUUUUAGUUUUGCAUUUUGGCCGUUUAGCGUGAAACUCCUGUGGGCACCAAUAGUUGAUUCUGUCUUUUCAAGACGUGUGGGUCGUAGAAAGUCAUGGUUAAUACCAACUCAAUAUCUUAUUGGACUAUUUAUUAUUUUGUUAUCUCAGACUGCUGACAGUUUACUUGGACAAGUUAAUAAAAAUGCUGACAUCAAUAUAUAUAAGCUGACACCUUUAUUUUUCUCAUUGUGUUUUCUCGCUGCAACACAAGAUAUUGCAACUGAUGGUUGGGCCCUAACUAUGUUAUCAGAUAAAAAUGUUGGCUAUGCUUCAACCUGCAAUUCUGUUGGCCAAACUGCUGGAUAUUUUAUGGGAAAUCUUUGUUUCUUGGCAUUAACUUCACCUGAUCUUGCAAAUAAAUAUUUUCGAAUAGUACCCAAGGAAACAGGUAUUAUUAAAACAUCAAGCUUCCUGUUUUGUUGGGGUUUGUUGUUCCUUGUUACGACAACUCUUGUGUGGAUUUUUAAACAUGAAAAAGACAAAAGAAGCAAAGAUUCCACUCUUCAAAAAGGAGUGUUUGCUGCAUAUCAGAUGGCAUGGAAAAUAGUUUGUUUGCCAAAUGUUCAAAAGCUUUUUGUGAUACUUCUUACCAUCAAGGUAGGCUUUGCUAUCACCGAUGCUGCUACAGGUUUAAAACUUAUUGAAGCUGGUGUUCCCAAAGAGACACUUGCAAUGUUAGCUAUACCAAUGAUUCCUUUACAGAUUACAUUACCUUGGAUAAUAAGUCGAUAUGUUUCAGGAUCAAGGCCAUUGGAUGUUGCCCUAUUUGCAAUGCCAUUUCGAUUGCUAAUGGGCAUUGUGUUUGCACUAUGUGUCUGGUGGGCGCAUCACGUCAGAGCACCAGGACAAGUUGACUUUCCUUUAUAUUUCUAUGUUACCAUAGUACUAUUUUAUGCUCUACAUCAGGUUACAACAAACUGUAUGUUUGUCUCAAUGAUGGCUUUCACUGCACGUGUCAGUGAUCCUACUGUUGGUGGGACCUACAUGACACUCCUCAACACUUUAUCGAAUCUUGGUGGAGUAUGGACAAGCACAACUGCUCUUUGGUUUGUUGAUAUCUUAACUUGGAAAUCCUGUGUUGGCAAAAAUGAUAGUUCUAUUAACUGUAGCUCAAAAAUUGGUGAAAAGAUGUGUUCUGAUCUGGGUGGUAAAUGCAUAACAAACAUUGAUGGAUAUUACAUAGAAACUGUAAUUAGUGUUAUUAUUGGUUUUCUGUGGUUAAAAUGGAAACGUCAAGCUGUGUCUCAACUACAAGAUGAACAUCCAAAAACAUGGAAAACAUCAUAACGGUUGUUUGAAAUUCAAUCAUGAUUUAUUUAUCACAACAUCAAUUUUAAAUAUCACCUAGACAUCAACAACUAUUCUGAUGUAACAUGUGAUCAUUUUUAACAAAGACCUGCAUAAAACCUCUUGGCAAAACAAACAAUAACUUUUAGCAUUAAACAUAAUUUGCAAUUAUUUAUUAAACAUGCGCUAGGCAGGAUA